CUCUCUCGCCUUGCCAAUCUCCCCUGCUGGAUAGAGUUUGCGUUUGUGUUGUCUCUGAAUAACCAUGGCGGAGCAUCACCCUUAUGGCCAACAUCAGUACCAGCACCACCAGCAGCAACAGCCCCUGUCCCAUCAGGUGGUCAAGGCUGUGACCGCCGUCACCGCGGGCGGAUCCCUGCUCGUCCUGUCGGGCCUGAUCCUCGCGGGCACGGUGAUCGCGCUCACCAUCGCUACGCCGCUGCUGGUGAUAUUCAGCCCGGUGCUCGUCCCUGCGGUGAUCACAGUGGGGCUGCUGAUCAUGGGGUUCCUGGCAUCGGGAGGGUUCGGGGUGGCGGCGGUGACGGUGCUGUCGUGGAUAUACAGGUAUGUGACGGGGAAGCACCCACCGGGGGCAGACCAGCUAGACCAGGCGCGGAUGAAGCUGACAAGCAAGGCGCGCGAGAUGAAGGACAGGGCUGAGCAGUUCGGGCAGCAGCAUCUCACAAGCCAAUCGAAGAGGGAAUAUAUAAACGAACCAGUUCAUUUGGCGGUCUAUAUCAUGAAAUCUUUCUUUCUUUCUUAGUGUGUAAUGUGUAAUGCAGUGCAUGUCGGUGUUGGUCUCUGUGUGCGUAACGUAGAGAUCAUGAGGACAGAUUCUGGGCCCCGACGUGCUGCGUCGUUUUCAAUUACUCUGGUCUGUGUGGUUUCUUCUUCUUGUUGUAUGUGAGUUUUUGUCAAUAUUGAAUUGAUGG
Syzygium oleosum is the source of this 731-nucleotide messenger RNA. RefSeq names its product oleosin Cor a 13-like. Gene Ontology annotation, cellular component: monolayer-surrounded lipid storage body; membrane; extracellular region. The transcript has a single exon. NCBI's taxonomy places the organism in Eukaryota, Viridiplantae, Streptophyta, Magnoliopsida, Myrtales, Myrtaceae. Gene Ontology annotation, biological process: lipid storage; sexual reproduction. The record is from RefSeq and is a predicted model, not a curated record. Bases 65 to 562 code for a protein of 165 amino acids.